CCUCGGAACACCUUUCUGGGUUUUUAUAUGUCCACGCAUUUCACGUUGUUGUGUCUCAUGCUCAUAAUUUAAUGGCAGGGCAGGCCCAACUUCAAUCAGCGUGUGGCUCCCCUCAGCCCUGCCUCAUCUUUUAUACGCAUAUGAAGGUCUUCCUUUCAAAGCAUCAAUCAGAAUAGUGUUUGUUAGUCAUGAGCUCCGCCAUGCAGAAAGAAGCAGCAGAAGCUCAAGAAAAUACCGGUUAUGGCGAUCACUCUGCUACCAGCAACGCUCUCAAGAUAAAGGAAAUCCCGGGGAGCUGCGGCAUCCCUUUCGUAUCCCCGUUCUUGGACCGACUGGAAUACUUCUACUUCAAGGGUCAGGAUAAGUUCUUCCAGUCGAGGAUCGAGCGAUAUGGAUCCACAGUUUUCCGCGCCAACAUGCCUCCAGGGCCGUUCAUGGCGUCCAACCCCCGAGUCAUCGUUGUUCUCGACGCCAAGAGCUUCCCUGUUCUCUUCGACAAUACGAAGAUAGAAAAGAAGGACGUUCUGUACGGCACGUACAUACCUUCCACCAAACUCACCGGAAACUACCGCAUCUGCGCCAAUCUGGAUCCCUCUGAACCCAGCCAUACUAAGGUGAAACAAUUCCUCUUCAAUCUCCUCGCCUCUCGCAAAUCUGAAAUCGUCCCUGCAUUCCGCGCCUCCUUCAUCACCCCUGUUUUCACGAAACUCGAGUCCCAGAUUGCCUCCGAUGGCCGCUCGGAUUUCAAUAAGCUCAACGAUCAUUUUGCCCUCGAAUUCCUCUGCGAUGCUUAUUUCGGCACCUGCCCCUCUAAAACGGGUAUCUCCCUCGACACGAAGGCGAUCAUGUGGCUACUGCCCCAGCUAGCUCCCCUGGCCAGCAAAAUCCUCGCAGAGCGCUUCUUCCCCUUGUGGUUCUUAGAAGAUCUUCUGCUCCACACUUUCCCCAUCCCAUCCUUCCUCGUCAAAUCCCAAUACAAAGCUCUCUACUCCUACUUCGAAUCCGUCGGCGCUCACGCAGUCGACAACAUAGCCGCACAAAUCGGCCUCUCUCGCGAAGAGGCCAUCAAUAACCUACUCUACACCACAAUCUUCAACGCUUACGGUGGCUUCAAGGUUCUCUUUCCCAUCAUCCUCAAAUGGCUCGCUUCCUGCGGAAAGCACGCCGAUCUCCAUGCCCGCAUCGCCUCCGAGGUCCGCUCCGCCGUCGGCGAGAACGGUCAGCUCACCAUUACCGCGCUGGAGAACAUGGAUCUCGUCAAAUCCGUCGUCUACGAGGCGCUGCGCAUAGAACCGCCGGUCCCUUACCAAUACGGCCAUGCCAAGAAAGAUUUCGUUCUGGAGAACCACGACGCCGCAUUCCUAGUGCGAAAGGGAGAGAUGAUAUUUGGCUACCAGCCCUUCGCCACCACCGAUUCUAGGGUUUUCGGAUCCGACGCGCAGACGUUCGUUCCGGAUCGCUUCGUUGGGGACGACGGGAAGCUUCUAAAGUACCUGUGUUGGUCGAAUGGUCCGGAGACGGAGGAUCCGACGGUCGGGAACAAGCAGUGCGCAGGUAAGAACUUCGUGGUGUUGGUUUCCCGGCUUUUGGUGGCGGAGCUGUUCCUCCGCUACGAUUCGUUUACCGCUGAAGCUAGUAAAAUAUCGCUGGGGGCUCAGGUUACUUUCACUGAUGUGACGAAAGCUAAACCCAAGCUCGCUUAACCUGAGGUUUGGCGAAAUUAGUAUGUUCGGACAUCGGUGAAGACGCUAUGAUGUGACGGGAUUAUCUUUUUGGGUAUAUAGACCGGUGGUCAUUGGAACAGAUAUUUUCUGAAUGUAUUUGUGUGAUUGUGUACCAUGAUAAUGAAUGUAUAUGAUUGCGGCUAUGGGAACAGGUGCAGUACUAUGUUAUUAUGUAUUUUUAUUUCGGUGGUUACAUCAACUUUCAGGCUCUGAUCUUUG
Molecule: messenger RNA, 1943 nt
Organism: Phalaenopsis equestris
Lineage: Eukaryota; Viridiplantae; Streptophyta; Magnoliopsida; Asparagales; Orchidaceae
Product: allene oxide synthase 2-like
Exons: 1
Coding region: 189-1703 (504 amino acids)
Biological process (GO): sterol metabolic process
Molecular function (GO): iron ion binding; oxidoreductase activity, acting on paired donors, with incorporation or reduction of molecular oxygen; heme binding
Source: RefSeq, a predicted model, not a curated record